AUGAUCAGAUCUCUGGCUUCACUCAUCCGAUCAUCCCUCCCUCACACAAGGCUUCCGGCAACCGUCUACCACCGACUAGCACAUCCCCGAACACUCAACACAACCAUGUCAUCCAAAGCCCCCGACCUCGACAAGAUCGAGUCCGCCAAGAGAAAAGCCGCCUUCAAAGCAGUAGAAGAGCACUUCAACAGCAGCAUGCGCUUCGUCGGCAUCGGCUCCGGCAGCACAAUAGUCUACGGCGUCGAAGCCAUAAAAGCCCACCUAGAAAAGAACCCACCCCCACCAAACCACAUGAACUGGUUCGUGCCCACAGGCUGGAACUCCCGAAAAGUGAUCGAGCAAGCCGGCCUGCUCCCCAUCGCCUUCGACUCCCUACCCGGCGAUGCCCUGCUAGAAGUCUGUUUCGACGGUGCGGACGAGGUAGACGAGGAUCUGAAUUGCAUCAAAGGUGGCGGGGCAUGUCUGUUCCAGGAGAAGCUGGUGGCGUGCCGGAGUAAGAAGUUUGUCUGUAUUGCGGAUUAUCGGAAGGAUCAGAAGCGGCUGUUAACGAAUUGGCCGAGUAUACCGAUCGAGGUGGCGCCGAUCGCGCAUGCGAGUGUGUUGAGGGAGUUAAGGUUGAUUGGAUCACCGGAUGCGAAGUUGCGGGAGCAUAGUCUGGCGAAGACGGGACCGAUUCAGACGGAUCAGUCUUUUUAUAUUAUCGAUGCUCCGUUCAAGACACUUUUGUCGCCGCUAGAUGAGAAGAAUGGGAGUCGGGCCGAUGGGAAGGAUGGAGUGUGGAGCGUUGAUACUCUGGCGGCGAGGAUCAAGCAGAUUAACGGUGUGCUGGAAGUUGGUCUUUUCCAUGGUCUCAAUGGUGCGCAAGCUCAAGCGGCGGGCAUGCAGGGAGGACAGAGACCUGUGGCGGUGUACUUCGGGCUGGAGGACGGUGAGGUGAUGGUCAGGAGGGCGCCGGAACUCGAAAAGUAA
This is a messenger RNA of Recurvomyces mirabilis, 969 nucleotides long. RefSeq names its product ribose-5-phosphate isomerase rki1 (gene RKI1). Gene Ontology annotation, biological process: pentose-phosphate shunt, non-oxidative branch; D-ribose metabolic process. Gene Ontology annotation, cellular component: intracellular membrane-bounded organelle. Gene Ontology annotation, molecular function: ribose-5-phosphate isomerase activity. Bases 1 to 969 code for a protein of 322 amino acids. NCBI's taxonomy places the organism in Eukaryota, Fungi, Ascomycota, Dothideomycetes, Mycosphaerellales, Teratosphaeriaceae. The record is from RefSeq and is a predicted model, not a curated record. The transcript is spliced from 2 exons.